Anopheles arabiensis is the source of this 1359-nucleotide messenger RNA. Its product is annotated as mpv17-like protein. Bases 575 to 1126 code for a protein of 183 amino acids. The record is from RefSeq and is a predicted model, not a curated record. Gene Ontology annotation, cellular component: cytoplasm; membrane. Lineage: Eukaryota; Metazoa; Arthropoda; Insecta; Diptera; Culicidae. The transcript has 6 exons.
GUCUACCAGUCUAUCGUUCGACACCACAACGAUCUGUUCUCGAAUGGUCGUCCGCUUCAACCAGGGGGACCUCCGGUUAGCCGUACCGUUUCAUACCAAAAGGCAUGCAGCAUUGAUUUGCUCUACCGCUUGACAGCUCAGUAAAUCGGUACGGUCACGUUAAACUCAGCUCCCAGUGAACCGGGACCAGGACACAUUUUUGCUUCCGGACACCUUACGAAGCACACAUACAGCUCUUCUCCAACAGGCCCACCGUCUACUUGACUACACUUCCCCAACCGAGCAUGGUGAAAUUGUGAUACGGUAGGGUCACCAGCAUCAGUCCACGCGGGCGUUACCGCCUUCUCCCGACCAAGGUUUUCCGAAACCCGAACCAAGCGAACCAAAACGUUGCCCUUUGGCCGAGGAUUUUCUGCCACUGUUGCACGAUCCGGUGCGUUCUGCCUGCGUGUGUGGGGCGGAAAAAGCGGCACAGUUCACCGAGAGCGCAGCCUGCUGGCCAGUGAGUGGUCCGUCCGUGCACUGCAGUCAGUUUGGCACGCUUUCCAAAAUACAAACCAAACGCGCUGCUGCCAUGGCAACGUUUCUGCGAGCUUUCGGUCGCUUUUUCACAAAGCACCCGUUGGCGGGAAAUGGACUCGUGUACGGCACGCUGUACGUUGGUGCUGAAUUUUCGCAACAAACCAUUACGCGAAAAUUUUUGACUGACCCUCCGCAAGAUAUCGACCGCCCCACACUGGCGCGGUACGCCGUUAUGGGAACGUUUAUCUACUCUCCCAUACUAUACAAUUGGUACAAGUGGCUGGAUAAAACAUUUCCCGGUACUGCCAAGCGCAUUAUUGUGAAGAAGUUGCUGUUGGAUCAGUUCAUUCUUACGCCACCAUUGUUGGUAAUAUUUUUCACCGGAAUGUCUCUUAUGGAGCGACAAUCAUCAAUCACCGAAGAGUGCCGGCAAAAGUUUUUGCCCACGUUCGCACGAUCCUGCCUGUUCUGGAUGCCAGCCCAAACGCUCAACUUUGUUCUAGUGCCACCGAAAUUCCGCGUCGUUUACGUGGGCUCCUGUGCCUUCGCCUGGGUCAACAUCCUGUGCUGGGUAAAGCGCCAGAAGAUGUUAAGCUCCAACUAAGCAUAAGGAAACGCACAACAGCAACUCAUAGAAUGUCGCCAGUAAGCUUUUAGAUAGGAAAAUCCAAAGGCCAUAUAUGUUUUACCAAAUGAAAUAGGUCGCUAGCUAGGUGAAGCGCUUGCAGAGCAUUGCGUUUUAUACGUCUCUUACCAGUAGCAUAAGCCGUUGCGAAUGUACGAUGUAAACAUAUUUAUUAUUGCUAUCUGAAUGCAAUAAAUGUCUCUAAACCAAAA